Molecule: messenger RNA, 2977 nt
Organism: Polyodon spathula (Mississippi paddlefish)
Lineage: Eukaryota; Metazoa; Chordata; Actinopteri; Acipenseriformes; Polyodontidae
Product: inhibitor of nuclear factor kappa-B kinase subunit epsilon-like
Exons: 22
Coding region: 372-2525 (717 amino acids)
Biological process (GO): peptidyl-serine phosphorylation
Cellular component (GO): cytoplasm
Molecular function (GO): protein serine/threonine kinase activity; ATP binding
Source: RefSeq, a predicted model, not a curated record
UCCUGUCUUUUGUUAAUGCAGUUAGAAGCCUUGGUAAAGUUCAGAUACUUCGUAAGAAACAAAUUAACCAGAGGGAGUAGUUUGCUUGGGUACUCCACGAUUGCAGAAGGCUUUAAAUAGCUUGGGGACUGGUAGUGUUCAAACCAAAAGCACGUCAAAAUAGUUUUUUCUGCCCUAUUUUGUAGCCCGGAAGUUGAGCGCUUCCUUUGUGAAGUUUUAAAGAACAUUGCUGCGCCUGUUUGUUUCGCUAGCGACUGACGUAGUGUGAGUGUGUUCACCUGCAUGGAUAAGAGCCGCUCAGCCUAGCUGCUAUAUUGACCCAGCAGCGCAGACAGAAUUGAAGCCAGCUAACUACUUGGAGCUUGAAAAGAAUGCUGAGCACGGUCAACUACCUGUGGUCACUGGAUGAUGUGCUGGGUCAGGGGGCGACGGCCAGCGUCUACAAAGCACGGAACAAGAAAAGCGGAGAGCUGGUUGCAGUGAAGGUGUUCAACAAUGUGAGUUACCAGCGGCCCCUGGAGGUCCAGAUGAGAGAGUUUGAGAUGCUGAGGAAGCUGAACCACGUCAACAUUGUCAAGCUGUUCGCUGUGGAGGAGGUGACCCACGUCAACAACAAGCAGAAGGUUCUGGUGAUGGAGUUCUGCUCCGGAGGGAGUCUGCUCAACCAGCUGGAGGACCCAGAGCAUGCGUUCGGACUCCCGGAGUCUGAGUUUCUCAUAGUGCUGCAGUGUGUAGUGGCUGGGAUGAACCACCUGCGUGAGAACGGGGUGGUGCACAGGGAUAUCAAGCCUGGGAACAUCAUGCGGCGCGUGGGGGAGGACCGGUGCUCCGUCUACAAGCUCACAGACUUCGGAGCGGCCCGGGAACUGGAGGACGAUGAGAAGUUUCUCUCCCUCUAUGGGACAGAGGAGUACCUGCACCCGGACAUGUAUGAGCGAGCCGUGCUCAGGAAACCGCAGCAGAAGUCCUACGGGGUGGCAGUGGAUCUCUGGAGCAUCGGGGUGACGUUCUACCACACCGCUGCCGGCAGCCUGCCGUUCAUACCCUACGGAGGACCGCGCAAGAACAAGCAGAUCAUGUAUAAAAUCACCACAGAGAAGCCGAGGGGGGCGAUAGCGGGAGUGCAGCGUCUGGAGGACGGACAGAUCGAGUGGAGCUACGACCUGCCUGUAGCGUGUCAGCUCUCCGCAGGCCUGAAGUCCCAGCUGGUUCCAGUCCUGGCCAAUAUCCUGGAAGCGAACCAGGAGACGUGCUGGGGCUUCGACCAGUUCUUCGCUGGGACCACGGAUAUCAUUCACAGAGUGGUGAUCCACGUGUUCUCACUGCAGCAGGCCACGCUGCACCAAAUCUACAUCCAUGCUUACAAUACGGCCUCUAUUUUAAUGGAGGAGAUUUUCAAAGUGGCGCGGAUCCAUCCCAAAUGCCAGCAGUACCUCUUUGAUGGGCACUACUACCCCCUGGAGGCCAGCAUGAAGGUGGGGAACCUCCCCCCCACCUGCAAGGAUAAGCCCCUGUUCGUGACGAGCCUGGAGCCCGAGAAGCCAGAGAAGCCUAUCGGAGUGCAGUUCCGCGAGCCGGAAAUCCCAGUUUUUCCACCAAGGUUUGAUGUUCUUGCUGAUUACAGUUUGUCAAAGUGCAUAGUGAGUGCAGUACACCAGUAUUUAAGAAUAAGCCACUCCUUACUGAAAUGGCAGGCAUUGGUAUUGCAGGGGUUUUACUGGCUGAUGGAAAAUAUAAGGCUGGAUGUGGUACAGAAAAUCAACAUGCUGAACCUGAUGCUGUCUUUCUGCAAGAGUACUGAGGCGAGGGUGUACAGGCUCUGCGGGUUUUCAGUGGACACCGGCGUGCCGGAGCUCAAAGACUACCCAGAGCAGAGGAAGAAGCUGCAGCUGUUACAGGAAACCCUCUUGGGUUACAUAAACAGCCACCGUGACAUUCAAAACAAACUGGACCGAAUGAAAGCAGAGUGGUCCAAACACUCACAAAUACUAGCGCAGGAUAAAACCACACAGAAGAUAGACUACUUGCUGGAAAUGAUAUUGGCAAUAUACCAUCAGUACCGGAAAGACAAAAUGACUGUCAACCUGCCGUAUAACGAUGAACAGAUACACAAGUUUGAAAAGAUUAACUUGACAACGCAUGUGAAGAAAGUGAAGUCCUUAUUCCGAGAUGAAUGUGUACAGAAGUACCAGGCUGUGCUCUCUGUGAUUGGCUGUUGGACCAGCUCGCUGUUCGAGAUGAAGACUCAGCUCAGAGAGUUCAACAGUGUUUUCAAGAGUCUCUUUGGGGAGCUGGAGGAAUGCCAGGAUCACCAGAGCAAGACCCUGAAAAAUGCUCUGCUGAGGAUCCAGCAGGAGGCGCCCUGGCCCGACCCGUCAGCCGCCUAUCUGGAGGACAGCCAUGCGCAGAUGGCUCUGAGGAUUCGGCUUCUGAGAGACGAGAUGCAGGCAGUGGCACAGGAGCUGCAGCACAAUAACUGUAUUAUUGAGAGUUUCAGCGCUCUGACCACCAGCCCUGGUGUCUGAUUCCCAGCAGUGGAUGGAACUGACUGGCAACCGGUUCGGUCUCUACAGGGUGUCCUGCUUCAGCAUUAACUACUUCACACGCACAGCACUUUCGAUAUCCACCACGGAGUUUACCACUCCUUAAAGAAAUGCUUGUCGUGUUUUGUAAAUUUAAUAUAUAUUUUGGCGUGAACAGCAGUACAGAGUUUAUGUCUGUAUUUGUGUUUUAUUUUUAUUUUUUAUUUAAAGAAGUUUACCCUGGCUCCCUCUUUCUGUCACCAUGGUAGUACAUUGGUUGCAGUUCUAAUAAAGCACAGAAAGCUAUGCUCAUGCUUGGUAAAGCACUUGAAAUGCAAAGGCAAAACAUGCUCAUUGUGUAUCUGCCAUAACAAAGAAAGGGUCUAGCUUUCCCUGUCCGUCUGUCUACAUGCAUGUAUGUAAGCUUGUCAAAUACAAUAUAUUAUUGUACCAUA